AUGUCUCGAGCAAAACUUGCACUAUGGUUUAUAAAAUCAUUUGGCCUAGAGUUGACAGAGUUGAAAGCUAGAGAACGACAAACAGGGAUAGUACAUUCUCUUUCUGUUGACAACACUUGUAUUCCAGCUGAUGGUACUAAGGGUUUUGAUAGUUUAUCUAGUCAUGACCAGAAGACAGUAGAACAAGUAUUGUUUCUUCUGGACAAAUUUUGUGUUGGAGACUCAUUUUAUCAUGAACUAACAAUGAUUAUUGAUGGUCUGCCAAAGUCGUACCUUGUCAAGCAGAGAAGAGGGCAACUAAAUAAUAUCAGUAAUGUUGUGCCUACCCCGGGUAAAGCUGAUGGUGCUCAAAUAUCAUUCACUGACAUGCUGAAAUCUCAUGUUGAUGAAUUCAUCAAAUUACAUGACGAGGUAGAUUGGAGUAAAGAGAAUGUCCAGGUUAAAAUCUCUGGUGAUGGGGCACAAAUGACAAGAAAUUCUAGUUUCAUUUUGCUGUCGUUCUCACUACUUCAAAAUCAAGAUGAUGUAAUGUCUGCUAGUGGAAACCAUACAUUUGCAAUUGUGAAGGGAUCAGAAAGCUAUGAAACACUACAGGACUCAUUUGGAAUGAUUUUCCAGGAGAUUAACAAUCUAAUCCAGGUGGGUGAGAUCACUAUCAAUAACUCAAGAUUAAAUCUUGAGUUUUUCCUGGAGGGAGACUACAAAUUUUUAUUAAUUAUGAUGGGCAUGAAAGCAGCAACAUCCAAUUUUGCAUGUGUUUGGUGCAAGAUCCACAAGGAUAACCGAUGGAAAAUGGACAAGGACUUAACUCAUUAUAACUCUAUCCCAAUCAAACGCACGCUGCAAGAAAUCAUAAACAUGGCACAGAAAAAGGAUACACAGGACAA
Paramuricea clavata is the source of this 887-nucleotide messenger RNA. NCBI's taxonomy places the organism in Eukaryota, Metazoa, Cnidaria, Anthozoa, Malacalcyonacea, Plexauridae. The record is from the annotation of a GenBank genome assembly.